Molecule: messenger RNA, 894 nt
Organism: Sycon ciliatum
Lineage: Eukaryota; Metazoa; Porifera; Calcarea; Leucosolenida; Sycettidae
Product: GTPase IMAP family member 4-like
Exons: 1
Coding region: 1-894 (297 amino acids)
Molecular function (GO): GTP binding
Source: RefSeq, a predicted model, not a curated record
AUGGCAUGUACAAGUGACUAUAGACCGUGUCCCGCUGGUCGCAAACCAGACAGGACAAUUGUCCUGAUGGGAAAAACAGGCAAUGGAAAGUCUGCCGUGGCAAACGUACUGGCGGGAGAUUAUAACGGUGGCCUCUUCCCCGAAUCCAGCAACCCUGCGAGUGAAACGAGUGGUUUGCCGACGCACACCGUUCUAGUGUCGUACGCUGGCAAAGACCAUGCCAUCAAGAUUGUGGAUACGAUCGGCUACGGGGACACAUCCUUGUCGGAGAAAGAUGUCUUGAACGCACUGGCCAAGGUGGCUCAGACGUGCACCGAGGGAAUCAAUCAGAUUCUCUUUGUCACACGCGGUCGAUAUACCCAGGAGGAUAAAACCACCAUGGAUGCGAUGAUGAACGUGAUCUUUCAGCCCGACGUGGCCAAGUUCUCUACUAUCGUGCGCACUGCAACACCCGCCAAAGAACUGGACGAAGCUGUGGUAGCUGCCAAGACUGCCGAGUAUCGCCAAGAGAUGAUAACGCUGCAUCCGAAUCUCGUCCAGAUCAAUACCUUUCUCAUGAUCAGCAACCCGGACGAUGGUGACGAACGCAGUAUGCAGAUGCGCCGACGCUCUCGCAAGACUCUUCUCGAUCACGUGAUCCUGCAUUACAUGCAGUGCUAUGCGACUCCAAGUUACACCAGUGCUGUAGCAAGGGUCAACAAACACCUGAACGCACAAACUGCCCAGCAAGAGGAACAGAAGCGCCUCCAACACGAGCUAAAGGCCAGAGAGGCGGAGCAGGAGAGACUUCGGCAGGUGCAGGAAAGAAAGGUCCUGAAAAUGCAGCGUGUCAAUGAGCAGCUCCGACGAAAGGAAGCAGCGUCGCAGGGUGGUGACGACUGCAUCAUCUUGUGA